AGGAACAAUCUUCCUGUUGACGAGCAGGUACUUCAUUGAUAUAGUUGGAACCAGCAACAUUAACACUUGGUGUUUCUUCGCCGGUUUCCGCACCGUCUCCGCGUCCUCUGUAGCGGGAAUCUACGUACUUGCAUUUAGGAGACCGGAAGGCAAGCUGUCGAUCAGACAUGGAGAUGCUGAGUAAAUGUUUCGCAGUGACCUGUCCGAGUACCACUCUCAAGCUGCGAAUAAGGAGAAAGAUGAAUAAAAACCAGGGAAAUAGAGCGAUGACAAGCAGAUCUAAGUCCCUCGGGCGCGUCUUCUGCGUUACGGGCGUUCACGCGCCGCCCCCUGUGAUGCAGCCUAUGGAAUCACCAAUAAACCGGAAAUUGAGCGCUACCGGUUCCCUAUCGAGCCAGUCAGAAACUGAUUCUAAUACUUCCGGUUACAUUUCAUCGUCUUCUAUGGAGAUUUCGAGCGAGGAGAAGCGACUGGUUCCCAAUGAGGACAAGGUGUACCGAGUAUGGGACCAGUGGAGCAUGCAUCGUGACGUCAUGCCCGGUCCGAAGAGCUCAACCCCAAAGCAGGAAACAGUGACUAUGAAGAGACGGUCAAACGUCACUUAUCAGUCGCAGUCGUUGCUGGCUAUAAAGAAAACUUUUAAUCACAGUUCUAAAUCAAAACCUAAUAUGAAGGAUGCAGUGAAAGCGUCGUGUGAAUCUGAUGAUUCGUUCUGGGGAAUUCAAACGCCUGUCGUGCAAAAGAGCUGCUCGGAGGGAGAUAUACGGGCGACGAAUGUAGGAAACUCUAUGAAAGGGAAACAAGUGAAGUCUCACGACGCAGGGCUCGAUAUUCAAACAACCAAAUCGAAAGCAACCCAAAGAGAAAUGAACCACCGAACAGACACUCACAAGCAGACAUUACGUGAUGAUCUCAGAAUGUCGUCUGCACAGACAACACGCGUGCCGUACAUUUCACAACCCGGCGCCGCUAAAUGUCGCCCUGCAGAACCGGAAAUGGUAGAGGACAGGCGGACACUCGCUAACAAACUGAGUAGAUCGUGUGCUGAUCUAGUAGGUGAAGUGGUGGACGAAUCCAUAAGUGAUUUUCUAUCAAACGUGGACACGAACAAUCUUGCAGGGUUUUUAGACUUUUACGAUAAGGUAACGAGUGGAGCUGCCUAUGAGCGGGCACGAAGGAAUACGAAAAACUACGAACCCGUUUAUUAUUAACAAUACCAUGUCAUCUGUUUGUAUAUACAUCAUAGUGCAAUUAUUUGUUUGUCUUUUCUUGGCAUAUUUUUUCAUCCUUCUUUGACAUGACAUCUACCGAAAUAAACAUAACCGUUUA
Messenger RNA from Dreissena polymorpha, 1329 nucleotides. RefSeq lists its product as uncharacterized. The transcript has 3 exons. Bases 168 to 1211 code for a protein of 347 amino acids. The record is from RefSeq and is a predicted model, not a curated record. NCBI's taxonomy places the organism in Eukaryota, Metazoa, Mollusca, Bivalvia, Myida, Dreissenidae.